ACCUUCGAGCUCGCUGCCUUCUCUUUCUCUGCCUCCUCCUCUGCUUUUCUUCCUUACAAUUCCAACUCUCACAUUAUCAAAACUAGAGAUGAACAAAUCCGAUGUACCAAACGCUCCACAUUUGGAGAAUUGUGAGUUGAUAUCGCGAGUUAGGGAGCGUUUAGAUACACGGAUAGCGAAUCAGACGUUUCCUACUUGGAUCAGUGGAGGAGACGAAGAGAACUAUCCAUUAACAAGGAUAGUGCAAAGUGAGAUAUGGACUCAUCAACAUCCUUUGGACUGCAAAAACGAGACUGUCAAGUUCCUUGUAGCUGAUUGGGAAACACUUUCUAUAUAUGGAUCUGGAGCUCAGAUCACUGCAAUGACUGGUCUUCUCGCAAUCUCUAUAAACGAAAACCGAGUGCUCGUUGCAAAUUACUACAACCGAGCAGAUCAUGAUGGUUGCAAAGGUUCUUCUCGUGGAAGCUGGUCAUGCUAUUUUCUACCUGAAACAUCUGAAGAGUGUCGGAAACGUGCGUUUGCGGUUGCGAGGAAGAGAGAAGCGUGGGAGAGUGGUAUUGUUACAGGGAAACAAAACUACAGCUCAAAGGUGAUUUGGGGUGGGCCUAUACCAAAGCUAUGGGGUAAGCCAUGGAAUUAUAUGAAGCCCACUACAGAUAUCAACGGAAGUUUAAUCUCUAGACACCGGAAAAUGGAUCGGAGAUGGUGGAGAGCACAAGCAGUGAGAUACUUGAUGAGAUUUCAAACCGAAUACACUUGCGGUUUGAUGAACGCUGCUCGAAACACGGCGUUUGGAAAAGAAGCUGCCGAGAUUGUUAUAUCAGCUGGAGAUUGGAGAAAGAACAAAAAGCAAAAGAUUAGGACAGAGAUUGAAGAACAAGUAUGGUCCAAUCACAAGCCGUGGAUUCCAAGGCCAAUGUUGAGUGUGCACGUACGGAUGGGAGACAAAGCGUGUGAGAUGAGAGUCGCGGCUUUAGAAGAGUACAUGCGUUUAGCUGAUCGGAUCAAAGAUCGAUUUCCGGAGCUCAACAAGAUUUGGCUGUCUACGGAGAUGAAGGAAGUUGUGGACAAAAGUAAAGAUUAUCGUCACUGGAGAUUCUAUUACACGGAAGUGGCGAGACAAGUUGGUAAUAAGUCGAUGGCUGAGUAUGAAGCGAGCCUUGGGAGAGAGACAAGCACGAACUAUCCUCUUGUUAACUUCUUAAUGGCGUCAGAAGCUGAUUUUUUUGUUGGAGCAUUGGGUUCUACUUGGUGUUUCCUCAUUGACGGUAUGAGGAAUACCGGUGGGAAAGUCAUGUCUGGUUAUCUCAGUGUCAAUAAAGAUCGGUUCUGGUAACUUUCUUGGUUAUACUAUGUACAAAACCAGACUCCUCUUCUUAGUUUUAUUUCUUUUUUGAAUGUAGUGAUUUUUUUUAUGUUUCUUCACCAAUGAAAAGUUUAGGAUGUC
Messenger RNA from Arabidopsis arenosa, 1447 nucleotides. NCBI's taxonomy places the organism in Eukaryota, Viridiplantae, Streptophyta, Magnoliopsida, Brassicales, Brassicaceae. The record is from the annotation of a GenBank genome assembly.